GCUGCUUCUUUGACAUGUCUAUUACGCCCAUUGUGAAGCUUUAUUAUCUGCGACCUAAAACGUGGGACCGGUUGGCACUCGUUGCAGCUUUUCAACCCAACACCACCACUUGUCCCCACUUAAGGGUGUCUUCAAUGGGUGGUGAGACAUACACGAGCAGAAACUAUAUUAUAACAGACCUGCGCGCAUAGAAACAGAGACUUUUGUUCUCGAAGCGCGGCCAUGUCCGGACUCGCGUGUUAAAAGCGCGUUGUCUCGGACCGCUGAGGCUAGGAUAAGCGGCUUCUUGGACGCUGCGUUCCAGCGUGGCCCCCCGCGAAGAGCCCUCCGGCGAUGGACCAAAACAGUACACUCCGGAGCGCCUCGCCAGUGCCGCCCCUGAGUGCGGAGGCGAGCGGAGGACAUGUUGUUCCUCUCCCAGCACUUCCGGGCGCAAAUGGCAGCUCCAGUCCCCGGGGGAGCGCGCGCGCAGUCGACAGGUCACAGGGCGUGAACCUGUCCGCCUCCACGGAUGACAUCCCCGGACCCGGGCCCGCGGCAGGCAUGGGCAUGGGCAUGGGUGGCGCCGUCACAGGCAGUGGCGUUGCUGCAUGCCAAGAGCACGCUGGCAUGCCUGGCGACACAAUUGACCAGCUAGAACGCCUUGCUGCGCGAGCAGCAGAUAGGCGACUCGGGCCAAAUGACACGGAGCGGCGGCUAACGGGCGUCCCCUCCUCAAUGCUGGCUGGGCCGCCGGUGGUGGGCGGCUUCGGAAUGCUGCCGCUCCGAGCGCACCUACGGGGCCGUGAGGCCUUGUGGGCGGCCCGACUCGUCCAGGCAGAAGCUGCCGCGCCCACGGAGCAACACCACCCCUUGCACCGCGUUGUGGCCCUCAGCCUACAACGGCACCAUCCCUCGCUGCGCCCAUGGACCAUGCUCACAGCCCGCCCUGACGUCCGACCCAUGGGAUGCCAGUUGCCGGGCGACUUGCUGCGCGAGGCUUUGGGCCAUCUCCCGCCUGUGAGAGCGGUGAGGACGCCGCCACCAGCGCCAGGCGACUGGUGCUGGGCAGCACCUUUGUGGGGCAAUCCGCUCCUGCCUGAGGGUGACCACACCCGACGGCCUGGCCUUGAGGCGCACCAUACACGCCUCGCAGCGUGUCGCCACCUGCGCACCGUAGGUGACCUGGUGCAAGCACUGACAGCGGCGGCAGCAUGGCGGGCAACACGGCCAGUGGGAGCGACUGGAGGUGUGGCAUGGGAGGAAUGGGUGCGGCAGCACCUUGACCCAGAGACGCAGCUGCGCGAGCAGCCGGCACUCGAGGGCCUGAAUAGCCUUGCAGCAGACAUACCAGAGACCUGGCUGGCAGCAGCACGUGCAGUGCAGGAACGGCUCCAGGCUGGGUUGGGCCCCGCCCUGCCCUCGGAAUCGGCAGUGGUUCGGCUGAUCAUGCCUUGCCUUGGCUGGAGGAUACCUGGCAUGCAGCAACCCCUGACGGCCCUGACAAGGCGGACAUACGCGAGGUGCUCACGCGCCUGCUCGCGGCAGACCCCACCAAGCGCGACGCGGCGGCCGCAGGCGAGGGCGGUGGAGGACUCGGUGAUGGACUGGGCCGAGGCCACGGGCAGCGCCGCGGUGGGGCCCGGCACGCUACGAACCGCGCUGCUCAAGGUCAACGGCAACACAGACGUGGACACGCAGCGCCUUCUACACAUGGCUGUCUCUGAGCCACCUCCUGGCCGCUGCAUAUGGCCACUUCAUGCCUCACUUUUGGCCAAGGACAGGGGGUUCCAGCGGCUACUCCACGGCCGAAACCUGCGUGGCAUGUGGUAAGAAAGCUCAACGGGCUGUACCUAUGGGUGUUGACGGCGGGAGACAGGGGUUCCCCUGGCGGGAGAGUGAGUUUUGGUCGGCGGGAAGCAGGGGAGGAGUGGGCGUGUCGUGUCGGUGUCGACAUCGUGCGGGUCGGGGGCGGAGCCCCCGGAAGAAUUUUGGGGGUGAACGAAGCGGCGCCAGCCUGUUUCGUCAACUAAACGAAGCCAUUUCAAGGAAUUCGGCCACUGACGCCGCCCCUGCCUUCGUAAGAUACGAGCGCUGAGCAGGCGGCGGCGUGCUUAAGGCAGCACCACUGCCGGCACACAAGCGCGCGAGUGGUGCACAGCCCCCACGCGAUGGCGCAAGCCGCCGCGGUGGUGGGGAGGUGUGGCGGCGGCUGGAGGCGCCGCAGGGCCUCCGGCGAGGCCCUGGGCAUGCCUCCCGCGCCGUGCUGGCGGCUGCGGCGUCAGGGCCGGGCAUAGCUGGACCGCCGCUGGGUGAUGCGGCACCCGGCGGCGUGCCAUACCCUGGCGCUGAGUGCCAGCGUUGCUAGGCCCCGCCUCUCCCGCAGCGGCACCUGCCGCCACUGCCUGCUCCUGCAGCCUGGCUGACCGCCGUGGCCCAUCGCCCGCUGCUGGCUGUAAGGGAGACCCGUAGGACCGAAGUUCACGGGCUGGCGUGUUGUCCUGGGUGGCAGCCGCAGACGUGCGGUGAAGCCAACCUCAAGGGCGACGGUGUUGCUGCGGAAAUGCUGCGCCUGUGUGGCUGUGAGCAUCUGGUUUCUCUUCCGGUGGAACAGCGUCACUUCUUGGCCAGCAUUUCUUUCAGCGGUGCCUUCUGGUAGUUUCUUUGCAGGGUUGGUUCUGGUUUUGCUGGGGUUUCUUGGUUUUGUCUUAAGAGCAUGGACCUUCGGGCCGCCUGUCUCUUGCAUCACGCACUGACUUCUUGCAUGACGUUGGGUACUUGCGCUGCUUUGGUGUUUUGAGGGGGGGUUGGGUUGUAGGGUCGGGACUAUGCUUUGUUUUGCUGUGUCUGGAGGGGAGGGGUGGGGUACGUAUCCAUAUUGCGAGCAGGAUUGGGUAAGGACGAGGAGGAGGCUAGCUGCGUCGUGCUCAAGAGUGUCACGAAGGCGGACGCUCCCAAAGCGAAGCUAGGCGAUUUCUCUUAGCUGCCGGGGCUGCGGGAGGAGGGCCUACUAACCUACAUGCGCGUGCUCAGCACGGAGCAGGGUGGGGGACUCCUGGGGGUUUAGAAUCUUCCAAAUUAUACCCCAUGUCAUCUAUACUGCGCGUGUGUUUGUUUCUUUCGCAUUCACACAACGAUACCCCAUGCCUCAACAGAGUAUAGCAGCUUGCAAGUUAUUUGACAUGGUCAGGUUGCGACAUAUGGACAUGUGAAUUGCGACAUACGACAUUGCGACAUAACGCACAUACAGCCCAAACGCAUCCAAACCCGCCAAACAUAUUGUGGAUGCAUUCAAUAUGCCUCUGGUAAGCGUGGAACGCCGUGGCACACAACAAAACGUGUCACGGUUGCCACGGUGGUGGUGGCGUGGCGUAGGGUGCGGCCAGUGGGAGGAGCUUGUGGCUAUGCUAGCGCAAUGCACCGCCGCAAAGCUGGGAGAUGUUACUUGCAUGAGCUCCAGGACGCGUAGCUAUGCAAAUGUGGGCGAGUCUUGGUAUGUCGGUAUGUCGUAUGUUGCUAUGUCACAUGUCGCAUGUCGCAACCUUGCCAUGUCAAACAAUUUGCACACAGCCAUACAGAGCAAUGAGAGCGUUCGAAAUCAUACUCG
This is a messenger RNA of Chlamydomonas reinhardtii, 3586 nucleotides long. RefSeq lists its product as uncharacterized. The transcript has 5 exons. The coding region runs from base 334 to 1812 and encodes 492 amino acids. The record is from RefSeq and is a predicted model, not a curated record. Gene Ontology annotation, cellular component: cytoplasm. NCBI's taxonomy places the organism in Eukaryota, Viridiplantae, Chlorophyta, Chlorophyceae, Chlamydomonadales, Chlamydomonadaceae.